AUGGGCUCUUCAUUCUCGCGCAAUUGGAUGCGCAGAACGACGCACUUGGUCUCUAUGUGGCUCAUCCCGGUAAUGAUGAGCAUGGAAGAAGUCACCUCUCUCGGCAUGUGCAACAGUGUCUUUUUCGAGCUCAAAUUCAUUACGUACAUCAAUCCUUACAGCAUCCCUACUGGGGAGACAGCAGAAUCAUUCUGUAACACUCUGUGUAAUCAGGCGACACAGAUGCCAUGGGCGCAUGGUAUGAGCAGGGAUGUCUGUCAUCGGCAUGGACCGCUCUGUUUGAUGCCUUCGUCAGCCGUUGCCGGCGAUCUCGAUUAUCCGAAGAAUCAGGACACCCACUCAGACAUGUACUAUCAUCUCGACACUGUCACUUCUUAUGGCCUUGGAGUUGGGGGCGCAUCAACCUCAACCUCCGUUUUCGAUUUUCCGUUGUUUCGAAAGGGCCACAAUGAUAAAGCCAAGGUUGGAAUUUACCAAGUCCCCAAAGUCUAUACGUGCGACUGUUCUAUAAAGGCUCACUAUCCAAAAAUCUCUCGGGGACCCCUGGCAGCGACCCACUUGGGGAUUGAAGGCGGCUCUUAUCAAUCAGCCGAUUGUCAUCCCGAAGCUGUCGCAAGAAGGCAUGUUUCCGGAAGAUGGCAGCUUGACAGCUUUGGAUCAUCUUCCGGACCUAUCGAGGGGGUCGAGAAAGAUUGUAACGAGGAAUUGAAAGUAGGGCGGCUGACAUAUACAGACGAAGGUUACUGCACCAAACUGACCUACCCCGUUACUCGGAGCUUCAACCAUUAUUUACCUCAGAUGCUCGAUCUCCAUGGCCAACUUCCCUUCGCGUAUAUGUGA
This is a messenger RNA of Protomyces lactucae-debilis, 840 nucleotides long. RefSeq lists its product as uncharacterized. The coding region runs from base 1 to 840 and encodes 279 amino acids. The record is from RefSeq and is a predicted model, not a curated record. The transcript has a single exon. NCBI's taxonomy places the organism in Eukaryota, Fungi, Ascomycota, Taphrinomycetes, Taphrinales, Protomycetaceae.